CAUUUGCUAUUUUGCUUUUUUCCUUUUUUCCUUCUCGAAGGCAUAAUCCCAACAGCAAAAAACUAGAGAACGUAGAUCGUGUUUCAAAUCAAUUCCCCACCCAACGAUUUGACAGUAAAUGGCAUCUUUGCUUAGGAUACGACCGUGUUGAUACGAUUCUUCGUCGAGGCCUUUCGCCGAUGACCCCCUCGAUUGACGAUUAAUCGGCUGUUCCGAUAUCUGUUUCAAUUGUAGUCAUCUCAUUUGCGAAGAUGGCUGAUUUCAAUCAGGUCUUGGCGGGUGGCGCUCAUUUUGUCGCAAGAGCGAUUGAACAUCAAGUUCGACAGGCCGUUUCGUCGGCGGACCCGACGUCCUCGGUCUUUAGUUCUGUAUCUGGCACUCCUACGCCAUCAGCAGCUUCGCCGCCUGCGACUCCGGAGCCUUCUACGGGUAACACCAACAAUGGCGAUCAGAAUAAUGGUGGCCAGUCGACUAAUUCCCCUCUACUAUUCUUUGUGGCCUUGGGGUUUGGUGUUGUUUUUACCAACCUUUGGAUCAUCGUUGGCGUCAAGUACUGCUUUCGCUACAAUGCACGCAACCGACAGCUGCGAGGAUUAGAUGAAAAUGGAGAACCUAUCAACCUCGAGAACAUGCCCGCUAGACCACAUCGUCGACGUCGAGAAAAGAAGUUGAUGACGAUGGAUGAAGUCAAUGAUAAAUUUCCUAUGAUGAAAUAUAAGGCUUGGGUCUCAGUACGUGCAAGCGAAGGACUGCCCACUGCUGGUGGUGUCUCUGCCCCGCCCAGCCGCGCCAACAGCGUAAGGAGUGUUGAAGGUAUCGUGCCGGAAAUAACGUCCAAAGAACAAGAAUCAAGCGAGGAUCACACUAAUCCUAGCUCUGUCCCAAAAUCUACGGAUCGAGAAAGGUCUCACGCCAGCCAUGAGAGUCAGGACACCACAGCCGACAGUAACCCAGCUGGCGACAACACACUUACCCACGCGCAAACUGCGGAAAGUAUAAUAAUGAAGGACCAUGAUCAUCGUGCGAGUAUCGAUGAAGAUGAUGACGACGAACAGAUAGACGCUGCUCUGCCUCCUGAACUGGUAGGUACCCAGGGCGAUACGUGCGCGAUCUGUAUCGACACGCUCGAAGACAACGACGAUAUUCGUGGAUUGACUUGCGGCCAUGCUUUCCACGCUGUUUGCAUCGACCCCUGGUUGACCAACCGGAGAGCGUCAUGUCCCCUCUGUAAGGCAGAUUACUAUACACCUAAGCCACGCCCGCCUCCUGCAGAUGGUGAUCCGGCAAGCCCUACAUCUCAUAAUGCCGACCCAUCCCGAAGCAAUGGCCGAAUGAAUAUGCCAAGGUCUCCGCAGCGUACAUUCACAUCAUGGAGCAACUUCCGGGGGGCUCCGCGUGGCAUGAUUGCGGGUCGCUUCGGAGGUGUCGGUUCGGAUUCGGCAAAUUAUAACCGGCAACCACGGGUAUGGGAGAGAAAUCGCUCAGAACACACACGAGAUCAUCAUCGUCGUCAUAAUCCUCAACCUGAGCCUCAGCCGGCUGCAGCGGAGAACGCCGGAGUUUUUUCAAGAGUUCGCGGUCGUUUCCCAACAUUCCGACUGAAUGAGCUGAUGCGAAGGGACCGUAACGGGGAAGCCCCCGAUGCAAGCGGGGUGACAGUUUCUGGUGCCAACGGCGGGGCGAACACCACACCAUCACAAUUGGAAGCAGGUAUACGACCGUCCACGACUGCAGCUAACUGAGGAAUUUUAAUAUCCAUAGACAUCGGCUUAAUCCAAGGAAUAUAUAUAAAUAUUGCAUUGUUUCAUGGUCUUUUCAACCAUAUCCUGUAUACGACAUCGCGAAAUGAAUCCGCAUACCCCCGUAUCUGAUUUCUAUAAGGUUUCCCCCUUUCCUUUUGAGGAGUUUUAGUUAGGGGCAGACAUGUAUCGUAUUGUUGUAGGGAAGUAAGGGUUUGCCAUUAUCUUUUUUUAGUGUUCCCCAGAGUCAAAGGAGUAAAGGAGAGGAGAGUGUCGUUGAAUUAGGAGGAUUCCCUGCGUGAGCCUUGUAUGUAUCUAUCUAUCUCUGUUAGCUAGCAAACAC
Daldinia decipiens is the source of this 2082-nucleotide messenger RNA. RefSeq lists its product as uncharacterized. NCBI's taxonomy places the organism in Eukaryota, Fungi, Ascomycota, Sordariomycetes, Xylariales, Hypoxylaceae. The record is from RefSeq and is a predicted model, not a curated record. The transcript has 3 exons. Bases 252 to 1742 code for a protein of 496 amino acids.